AUGACUUUAGUGCUCCCAAUAGCUUCACAACUGGGGACUCUAACCUCCACAACGAGCUCUGGAGGCGAUACUGUCGUAACUUCCCUCACCAAGGAGAAAAGGUACCUAUCACCCCACUCAUGUCUGAAUUUUAUCUUCAAUGCCCACUCCUUAAAGGCAUUGAAACACGACUAUCCUAUACAGUCAUUCCAAAAAACCUUGAAAAAAUUUCCCCCACCUAAUUUAGUAGUACAAUUGUUUACCUGCUGUCUCCCCAUCCACAAACCAUGCCUGCUCAAUUCAGUGAGGCUAUUGGAAGACCUAGGGUAA
Messenger RNA from Lindgomyces ingoldianus, 309 nucleotides. RefSeq lists its product as uncharacterized. The record is from RefSeq and is a predicted model, not a curated record. The coding region runs from base 1 to 309 and encodes 102 amino acids. Lineage: Eukaryota; Fungi; Ascomycota; Dothideomycetes; Pleosporales; Lindgomycetaceae. The transcript has 3 exons.